This is a messenger RNA of Bombus huntii, 2503 nucleotides long. It is a transcript of the gene AspRS, whose product is annotated as aspartate--tRNA ligase, cytoplasmic. Gene Ontology annotation, molecular function: aspartate-tRNA ligase activity; ATP binding; RNA binding. Gene Ontology annotation, biological process: aspartyl-tRNA aminoacylation. NCBI's taxonomy places the organism in Eukaryota, Metazoa, Arthropoda, Insecta, Hymenoptera, Apidae. Bases 684 to 2282 code for a protein of 532 amino acids. The record is from RefSeq and is a predicted model, not a curated record. The transcript has 12 exons. Gene Ontology annotation, cellular component: aminoacyl-tRNA synthetase multienzyme complex; cytosol; cytoplasm.
ACAUUUCGGAAUUAUAUAAUAUCUUUGUAUCUUUGUUACUUAAAACUUAUCUUUAAAAAAUGGUAAAUUUCGGAACGCAUUUGGGAGGUGCACUUCCGGCAAAUUUUUUAAUAAGUAUAUAUGUAUUUAUUUUAUUAUUGUAUUAUUGCUUAGUCUGUACCUUUCGGUUUUGAACGAACUUUCGAUUUUACAUCUCUUAUACCUGUUUCGCUUCUUAUAUGUCUAUCUCCCCUCUUAUCCACUCUAUUAUAUUGCACUCCCUUAAUUAUUCUAUCUCUAAAAGCUAAAAUUAAAAACUAAAAAUUAACAAUUAAUGACUAAAAACUGUUGCAACUUUGGGCUUUUGCCUCCUUGCUGUGCUUCCUUCCUGUCGUUCCUUCCCGUCUUGUAUUGCCCUUCUCCUCUCUGUUAUUGCUUUUAUUUCUGUUAAACCUUCUCCAGUAUCAUUUAGUGUUUUUCCUAUGUCCUUUAGUCUUCUCGUUAUUUCACAUUCUUCUAUUACAUGUCUCAGGUCUUCUUCUUUCCUUCUACAUAAUCUGCAUCUUUUUUCUCCCUCUUCUUUCCAGUAUCCCUUGCUUUGGUCUCGUUUCCACAUCUGAAUCUUGCUAAUAUUUUUCUGUCCUUUCAUUUCAUCCUCCCUUCUAAGUAUUUUGGUAACUCUUCUUUGGCGAUAUUUCUGUAAUAUGAAAGAAGAUAAACGUGCUAAUCUAACUACAGAGAGCGAUGAGCUUUCUAAGAAGGCUCUUAAGAAACAGCAAAGAGAAGCAGAAAAAGCAGCAAAGAAAGCUGAACGUAAAGCUCAGAUUCAAGCACAACAAGAUGCAGUUCAAGAAGAGGAUAUAUCAGUUGGGAAAUAUGGAGAAAUAGGAUUAAUACAGAGUAAAGAAAAACACACAGAAAGGAAAUUUACUGAUGUUAAAAAUUUGAAUCCCAAUUUAGAAAAUCAGACUAUAUGGUUAAGGGGACGUUUACAUACUAGUCGUGCUAAAGGUAAACAGUGUUUUAUCGUUCUAAGACAGCAAUCUUAUACAAUACAAGGUUUAGUUGCAGUCAAUGAAAAAGUCAGCAAACAAAUGAUUAAAUUUAUAUCCAACAUUACCAAAGAAUCUAUCGUGGAUGUAGAAGCAGUUGUAAAAUGUGUUCCUUCCAAAAUUGAGUCAUGUACUCAAAAAGAUGUUGAAGUUCACAUUGAAAAAGUUUUUGUAAUAAGUGUUGCAAAACCACAAUUGCCUUUACAAAUUGAAGAUGCUUCAAGACCUGUAGGGGAAGCCGAUGAUAAUGCUUUGAACAUAAAAGUGAAUCAAGAUACUAGAUUAGAUAAUAGAGUCUUGGAUCUAAGGACUCCUGCUAAUCAGGCUAUAUAUAGAAUAGAAGCAGGUGUCUGUAAAUUAUUCAGAGAUAUACUUACAAGUAAAGGAUUUGUUGAAAUUCAUACACCAAAAAUUAUAUCUGCUGCAAGUGAAGGUGGUGCAAAUGUAUUCACAGUAUCAUAUUUUAAAGGAAAUGCUUAUUUAGCACAGUCUCCACAACUUUACAAACAAAUGGCAAUAGCUGCUGACUUUGAUAAAGUUUUUACAACAGGAGCAGUUUUUAGAGCUGAAGAUUCAAAUACUCAUAGACAUUUGACAGAAUUCGUCGGUCUCGAUUUAGAAAUGGCAUUUAAAUACCAUUAUCAUGAAGUAGUUGAUACUAUUGGACAGUUAUUUGUAGAGAUGUUUAAAGGUCUCCGUGACAAUUACGCUGCUGAAAUCGAGGCUGUACGUCAGCAGUAUAAUGUCGAACCAUUUAAAUUUUUAGAUCCACCUUUGAAAUUAGAAUUUAAGGAUGCUAUUGAAUUAUUAUCGGAAGCUGGUGUAACUUUGGGCGAAGAAGAUGAUUUAUCUACGCCGGAUGAAAAAUUGUUAGGCAAACUUGUUAAAGCAAAAUACGAUACGGAUUUUUACAUCUUGGAUAAUUAUCCAUUGGCAGUAAGACCGUUUUAUACCAUGCCAGAUCCAAAUAAUCCAAAAGCAUCAAAUUCUUAUGACAUGUUCAUGCGCGGUGAAGAAAUUAUGUCUGGUGCGCAACGUAUUCAUGAUCCUGAACUUCUUACAGAACGUGCAAAGCAUCAUGAAAUUGACAUAGAAAAGAUAAGAUCAUAUAUUGAUGCAUUUAAAUAUGGUUGCCCUCCUCAUGCUGGUGGUGGUAUUGGAUUGGAGCGUGUUGUUAUGUUAUAUCUUGGCUUAGACAACAUUAGAAAAGUCUCGAUGUUCCCUCGUGAUCCUAAACGUAUUACGCCAUAAAAUUUCAACUUUAAAAUAAUUCGUGUAGGACAUAUAUAUUAAUGUAUAAUGAAUACAUUUGUAUCAUUUGUAAUUACUAUAUCAUUGAAAAAAAACAAUAAACAGACAUUUUGAGUACGUUUUCAGUUAGGUAUAAUGUCUAUAGUGAUUUAUAAUAUAUCGUAUAUGUAAAUUGUAAUAAUAAUAAAAAAAAGUAUUGCAAUUUUCGCAAUAUACUGUGA